Molecule: messenger RNA, 7395 nt
Organism: Pedinophyceae sp. YPF-701
Lineage: Eukaryota; Viridiplantae; Chlorophyta; Pedinophyceae
Source: the annotation of a GenBank genome assembly
AUGAAGAGCGGCACGGCGCCUGGGGGCCGCAGGGCGGCCACUCCGCCGCUGUACCCCGACCGCCCGGACAGCACGACGCCCGCGCUGUCCGACGAGCUCGCGAUGGCGAACAGCGCGUCGUCGCACCCGGUCAUGUCGCGCGACGACAGCGGAGUGCUCGGCAACGGCGGCAGUGACGCGGCCCCCGCGAGCAUGCACCGCGUGGGCAGCGUGGCGAGCCAGGGCGGCCACAGCAGGAACAACUCGCGGGCGUUCCGGUCCUCGAAGGGCGGGCACGCGCGGUCCUUCUCGACGGAGCUCCUGCUGCGCGGGAAGCAGGCGGGGACGCUGGGCGUGCCCCGGCAGUCCGGGGACGUGCACGAGCGGGUCCGCGCGCACUUCCUGGGCGUCGGGGCGACGAAGCCGAUCCACAGCGUGCUCAUCGCGAACAACGGGAACGCCGCUGUCAAGUUCACGCGCUCGCUGCGCAGCUGGGCACAGAGCGUGCUCGGUGACGAGCGGGCGAUCACGGUGGUGGCCAUGGCGUCUCCCGAAGACAUCCGCAUUGGCGCGGAACACAUCCGGAUGGCGGACCAGAUCGUCGAGGUGCCCGGAGGCACGAACAACAACAACUACGCCAACGUGCCGCUCAUCAUGCGCAUCGCCGAACAGACCCAGGUCGACGCCGUCUGGCCCGGCUGGGGCCACGCCUCCGAGGUCCCCGACCUCCCCGCGGGCAUCGCGGAGCUCGACGGCGACGUCCGCUUCCUCGGCCCCCCCGCGGGCCCCAUGGCGGCCCUCGGCGACAAGGUCGGCUCCACGAUCCUCGCCCAGGCGGCCGGGGUGCCGACGAUCCCCUGGUCCGGCACGGGCGUCGUGGUGGACUUCGAGGCGUGCGGCGGCAGCAUCCCCGCGGACGUCUACCGCACCGCGUGCGUGGCGUCCCUCGAGGAAGCCCUCGCGUCGUGCAACAGAAUCGGAUACCCCGUGAUGCUGAAGGCGUCGUGGGGCGGGGGCGGGAAGGGCAUCCGGAAGGUCGCGUCGGACGAGGAGACGAAGAGCGUGUUCAAGCAGGUCCAGGGCGAGGUCCCGGGGUCGCCGAUCUUCACGAUGAAGCUAGCGCCGCAGAGUCGGCACCUCGAGGUGCAGCUGCUGUGCGACAAGUACGGCAACGUGGUGUCGCUGUACUCGCGCGACUGCUCCGUGCAGCGCCGGCACCAGAAGAUCGUCGAGGAGGGGCCCGUCGUCGCGGCGCCCGCGCACGUGCUGCGUCACAUGGAGCGCUCGGCGCGGGCCCUGGCGCGCACGGUCGGGUACGUGGGGGCGGCGACCGUGGAGUACCUCUACUCGCUCGACACGGGCGAGUACUACUUCCUCGAACUCAACCCGCGGCUCCAGGUCGAGCAUCCGGUGUCGGAGAUGAUCACCGGCGUCAACCUGCCGGUGGCGCAGCUGAUGAUUGCCGCGGGGGUGCCGCUGCACCGCAUCCCGGACAUCCGGCGGCUGUUCCUCGCCGACCCUGCGGGCAAGGACGCCAUCGACUUCGAGACGUCGCCGCAGCGGCCGCCCCAGGGCCACGUCGUCGCCGUGCGCGUCACGUGCGAGGACGCGGAGGACGGCUUCAAGCCCACAUGCGGCGCCAUCAACGAGUUGCAGUUCCGGAGCACCCCGGACGUGUGGGGGUACUUCUGCGUCAAGGCCGGCGGCGGCGUGCACGAGUUCUCCGACAGCCAGUUCGGGCACCUGUUUGCGCGCGGCGCCACGCGCGGAGACGCGAUCAAGUCGAUGGUGUAUGCACUGCGCGAGAUUGACAUUCGCGGGGAGAUCCGGACGAUCGUGAGCUACGUACGGGACAUGAUCCAGACGGAGGACUUCAUCGCGAACAACAUCCACACGGGCUGGCUCGACGCGCGCAUCGCGGCCCAGGUCAAGGACGCGCGCGUCCCGUGGCACAUUGCGGUGGUGUGCGGCGCCGUGCAGCGCGCCCUCGCGCGCAUCGCCUCGGUGUCCGGCGACUUCUACAGCGCGCUGGAGCGCGGGCGGCAGGUGUCGCUGCCGUCGUCGCUCACGGAGUUCCACGAGGAGUUCGUCAUCGACGGCGUCAAGUACACGCCGACCAUCACGCGGCGCGGCCCGGCGUACUUCCGCGUGCACCUCGGGCCGAACUCGUACGCCGACGCCGUCGCGCGGCGCCUCGGUGACGGCGGGUACCUCGUGCAGGUCGACGGCGGGUCGCACGUCGUGCAGCACGAGGGAGAGACUCCCACGGGGUCGCGCUACCGGAUCAACGGCGUCGGGUGUCUGCUGGAGCAGGACGCGGACCCGUCGCGGAUCAUCGCGCUGUCGCCCGGGAAGCUCAUGCGGCUGCUCGUCGAGGACGGCGCGCACGUCGACGCCGACCAGCCCUUCGCCGAGGUCGAGGUGAUGAAGAUGCUCAUGACGCUGCACGCGCCACUGGCGGGCACCAUCCGCGUGCGCAUGCCGGAGGGCUCCGUGCUCUCCGCGGGCGACCUCAUCGCGUCGCUCGACCUCGACGACCCCUCCGCGGUCCAGAAGGCGCAGGCCUUCGCCGGGUCCUUCCCCGAGCUCGGACCCCCCACCGUCUGGGAGUAUAACAUCUGUCAGGUCUUCCAACGCGCGCUAGAGGACGCCCGAAUGAUCCUCGCGGGGUACGACGCGUCGUCCGACGAGACCCUCCAGGUCCUCGAAGAGUGCCUCGAGGACCCCUACCUCCCCCUCGAGCAGUUCGCGGCCGCGCUCAGCACCGUCGAGGGCCGCCUCCCCGGUGACCUCGUCAUCGCGCUGCGCGCCGCGCUCGACCUCCACGCAGCCGAGCUCGACCGCGCCGCGCAGGCCGCCGACGCCGCGGCCGCCCGCCCGCUCCCCGUGGCGCUCCCGCACUUCCCAAGCCACCACGUCGAGUCGCUGCUGCUGGGGGCGCUGCAAGAGUGCGAUCUGGGCGAGCGGCGCGCGCUGCGGGGGCACCUCGAGGAGCUCCUGUCGCUGUGCGAGGCGUACCGCGGCGGGGUCGCGGGGUACCGCCGCGGGAUCAUGGCGCAGCUGCUGGAGGAGUUCUUGAGGGUGGAGGAGAUGUUCCAACCCCCACCGGGGUCUCAGAGCCGCAGCGUCGCGGUCCACGACGUCGUCGACGAGCUCCGCGUCCACUUCGCCGGGAACCUCGAGGCCGUCCUGCAGGUCUGCCUCUCGCACCGGUCCCUCGAGAACAAGUGCAGGCUCAUCCUCCGGCUGCUGUCUGCCGCGGUCGUGCACGAGUCGGCGCACUUCCGGCCCGUCCUGCGCCGCCUCGCGCGCCUCCAGGGCGCCCAGGACGUCAGUCAGCGCGCCGAGCAGAUCCUCGAACACUCCCUCAUGUCUGAAUUGCGCGCGUUUGUCUAUCGGCACCUCGUGGCGUCCGCCGCGGCGUCCGCGACGCCCACGGGCACGCGCGGGUCGCUUGCGGAGGUCGGGAGUCCGCGCGAGUCGCUUACGGGCGCCGCCGGGCUCAGUCUCUCGCCGAAAGCGGCCCGCAAGAGCGGAGCAGGUGUUCUCGGGACCACCCCCGACGGUCGGCCGUCGCCCAUCCUGCGCAAGGUGACGCUGGGCGAGGGGCUCACUGCGGGGCUGCCGGGGCCGCGCACGAGCUCGAUGCCCCCGCGGGGCGCCACGCGGAGCGCGUUCGAGUCGGACACGGAUGCCGACGAGUCGGGCUGGGGACUGACCGAGCUGGUGUCCGCGCAGGCGGCCGUGGAGGACGCACUGGCGUCGUUCUUCGACGACGCGCGGCUGCAGGAGGUCGCGGUCGCGACGUACAUCCGGCGCGUGUACCACACGUUCCUGACGUCGGGUCCCGAGGUGGUUUCGAUGCGGGGCAUGACGACGAGCAUCUGGACGCACACCUCCGUCGCGUCGCAGUCCACGCGGCUCGAGCGCGAGCACAUCGGCGUCAUGGUGCUCAUGCCGCGUCUGCGCGACCUCGCCACCGCGCUCGAGAACGUCCGUGACGCGGUGACGGCCGCGGGGCUCCAGCGGCCGGCCGCGCAGGCAAACCCGCUGACGGUGCACUUCGUGCUGCUGAGCCACGACGACGACGCGCUCGCGCUCGACGAGAAGACCUCCGCGCUCGCCGAGCCCGUGCCGAAGGUCAACGGCUCCGCGCGCGGUAUCGGGGAGUCCUUCGACCGUGCCAUGUAUGGUACCGACCCGCUGCUGGUGCGCCGCGCGGUGGCUGCGGCGGUCGCGGGCGCCUCGAAGAGCCUGUAUGAGGUGAACGCGGGGCUCGUGGGGUUCCUGGCGAUGUGCGCGCGUGGCACCCCGCUGCGGUGCACGUUUGUGCGCAACGGCGACGGGCAGGGGGCGUACACGCGGGACCGCGCGCUGUCGCCGCUGUCCCCGCCGAUCGCGAUCGCCCUCGAGGUCGAGAAGCUCCGGUCCUUCCCAGGGGGGGUGUCGUACCGCGCGUCGCGCAACCUGCAGAUCCACCUGUACAGUUGUGCGGAGCGCGCCGACGCCCGCUCGAACCCGCUGUGCCGCGUUUUCGCGCGCGCCCCCGUCCGCGCGCUCCCGCAAGACGCGCUGCACGGCUCUGGCGCCCACGCCGCGGCCGCGACGGUCAUGGCGUUGGAAGAUACGUUCCGCAUGUGCUUGGACGAGCUCGCCUCGGGACGUUUCGUGGCCGGGGACCGGACGGCGCGGCCGGACUGGUCGCACAUCUUCCUCUCGGUGCUGCCGCCGCUGUCGUUCAGCGGCGACGCGCGCAGGGACGACCCUGUGGUGUGCAGAAACCUGCAGGCUGCGGCGGCAGUCCUGGUCAGCAAGAACGGGCCUGCGCUGCGGGCCGCGGCGCUCGCGACGCUCGAAGUGCGGUUCCGCAUGCACGGAAAAGGAGGGUCGUGGCGGGUGGUGAUCCAGCUGCCAACGGGCCACGAGAGCGGCGAGGAGCACGUCGACGUGUACCGCGAGGCCGUCGACGAGGCCACGGGCGGGCUCGUGUACCGCUCGGUGUCCCCGGGCGACCCGGGCCCCCUGCACAACCGCCCCGUGCUCGAGCCGUACGACAAACUCGACCGGAUGACGUACAAGCGGAUGGCGGCGCGCCGAUUCGCUACGACGUACGUCUACGACUUCCCCGCGGUGCUCUCCGGCGCGCUGCGCGAGGCGUGGGCGCGGUCGUCCUCCGGCGGUGCGCCCGCGGGGCGCCUGCUGACGGCCAAGGAGCUGACGCUCGCGCCGGGGGUGUCGAGCUACCGCGGGGAGGUGCCGAUGGAGGAGGUGGACCGCCCGGGCGGGGAGAACACCGUGGGGAUGGUCGCGUGGAUGAUGGAGCUCAAGACGCCAGAGUACCCGUCGGGGCGCAACCUGGUUGUCAUCGCGAACGACAUCACCUACCAGUCCGGCGCGUUCGGCCCCGCGGAGGACGCCGUCUUCAAGGGCGCGGUCAACCACGCCCUCGCGCACGGCGUGCCCGUCCUCUACGUCGCCGCCAACGCCGGCGCCCGCGUCGGCCUCGCCGCGGAGGUGCGGGAGAAGCUCUGCGUGCAGUGGGUGAACGACGACGACCCGACGCGGGGGUUCCAGUACCUCUACCUGUCCGACGAGGACUACCGCGCGCUCGAGAAGGACGGAGAGUCGUCUGUGCGGGCCGUGCGCGUCGACGCGCCCGACGGCGGUCCGCCGCGGUGGCGCAUCGAUUCGGUCAUCGGGCGCGAGGACGGGCUCGGGGUGGAGUGCCUGAGCGGGUCCGGCGCGAUCGCGGGGACGUUCUCCGGGGCGUGGGAGAACGGGGUGACGUUCACGCUGGUGUCGGGGCGCACGGUCGGCAUUGGCGCGUACCUGGCGCGCCUGGGGCGGCGGUGCAUCCAGCGCGCGGACCAGCCCGUGAUCCUGACGGGGCACGCGGCGCUGAACAAGCUGCUCCAGCGGGAGGUCUACGCGAGCAACCUCCAGCUUGGCGGGCCGAAGGUCAUGGGCGCGAACGGUGUGUCGAACCUAGUCGUGGCCGACGAUUUCCACGGAUGUCUUUCUUUCUUGACUUGGCUUUCCUUCGUCCCAGCAGUCAAGGGCGGCCCGCUCCCGAUCACCUCCGGCCCCAACGCGGACCCCAUUUCACGCCCCGUCGCGUACCGCCCCGACAGCUCCCGCGGCGAGAAGCCCGACCCGCGCGCGUGCAUCGCCGGCGCUCCCGUUAUCAGCGCGCUCUCCGCCGAGCCCGACGCCGACGCCGACGACUGGAAGGGCGGCAUCUUCGACCGCGGAUCGUGGGUCGAGUACCACGCCGGCUGGGCCGGCACCGUCGUCACGGGGCGCGCCCGCCUCGGCGGCGUUCCCGUCGGCGUCAUUGCCGUCGAGACCACGUCCGUUGAGCGGCGAGUGCCGGCGGACCCGGGCGUCCCGGAGAGCGCUGAGGUCGUGGCGCAGCAGGCCGGGCAGGUCUGGUACCCGGACAGCGCGGAGAAGACGGCCCACGCGCUGCAGGAGUUCAAGGGAGAGGGUCUUCCGGUUUUCGUGCUGGCCAACUGGCGGGGCUUCUCCGGGGGGCAGUCCGACUUGUUCGCCGGCGUCCUGCAGGCGGGCUCCCUCAUCGUCGAGCAGCUCCGCUCGUACCCGCACCCCGCGUUCGUCUACCUGCCGCCCCUCGGGGAGCUCCGCGGCGGCGCGUGGGUCGUCAUCGACUCCCAGAUCAACCCAGACAUGUGUGAGAUGUACGCCGCCCCCGAGGCCCGCGGCGGCGUACUGGAGCCCGACGGCAUCGUGGAGAUCAAGUACCGCGACCACGACCAGCGCCGGACCAUGCACCGGCUGGACCCCGUCCUGCGGCGCCUGCGCGCCGCAGGGGGUGUCGACGCUGAGUCAGCGAUGCACGAGCGCGAGCAGAAGCUGCGGCCGGUGUACCACCAGGUCGCGCUGGCGUUCGCGGAGAUGCACGACACGCCCGCGCGGAUGGUGGCCAAGGGCGUGCUCCGCGGCGUCGUUCCCUGGGAGGGCGCGCGCACGUUCUUUGCGACGCGGCUGCGGCGCCGGGUCGCGGAGGAGACGCUCGUCGGCAAGCUGAUGGACGCAGCACCUGGCCUGGCGCACAGCGUGGCUCUGCGCGAGGUCCACGCGGCGUAUCUGUCGUCCUCGGCGCCCCCCGCCCCCCCAUCGACCGUCCGGGACGACGGGCUCAUCAUCGACCAUCGCACCGCGGACGGGACGGAGCUCGACCCGCGGGUGGCCGACGACGCUGCGGUGCUCGCGUGGGCCGAGAGCGCCGGCGCGGCGGCGGUCGAGAAGCUCGCGGCGGCUCGUCGUGGGGGUUGGCUGCUACGGGAGCUCUCUCAGUUGAAGGGGGGGGGUGUUUCGGACGACCUGACGUCCGUUCUGAAGGACGUCGACGGAGAGACCAUCCGGAAGCUUCGGGAGGCGCUCCAGCGGGCGUAG